UCGGCUUCAAAUUGGUAGCCAUCUUUCAUGUUUUCAUAUGUUGUGGAGGUCAUACCGGCCGUAUAUUUGCUGAUACUCAUCAUUUUAUGUUAUGUAUAGUUGUGUAUCUCAAAGCAGGUGAUGAAAAAUGGCAGCAUCAAGGAAACUUCAAGGUGAGAUAGACCGGUGCCUGAAAAAGGUAACGGAGGGUGUGGAGACGUUCGAGGACAUCUGGACCAAGGUGACCCACGCCACCAACAGCAACCAGAAGGAGAAGUAUGAGGCCGACCUCAAGAAGGAGAUCAAGAAGCUGCAGCGGCUGCGAGACCAGAUCAAGACCUGGCAGGCGUCAGCCGAGGUCAAGGACAAGAGCAGCCUCAUCGAGCACCGGAAACUCAUUGAAACGCAAAUGGAGCGUUUCAAGGGUCUGGAGCGAGAGACCAAGACCAAGGCGUACUCCAAGGAGGGUCUCGGCGCCGCCACCAAGCUGGACCCGGUGCAGAAGGAGCGCGACGAGUGCACCCGGUGGCUUUCAAACAGCAUCGAGCAGCUGAACGUGCAGAUCGACCAGUUCGAGGCAGAGAUGGACAGUCUCACGGUGAAGAGGAAGCGCGACAAAGACAAGUCGGAGCGGCUGGACCAGCUCAAACACUGGAUAGAGAAGCACCGGUUCCACAUCAAGAAGCUAGAAACUCUGCUGAGGAUGCUGGAUAACAAUGCGGUCGACAUCGAGUCGGUGAAAAAGAUCCGCGACGACGUGGAGUACUACACCGAGUCAAACCAGGACCCGACGUUUGUGGAGAACGACUUCCUCUACGACGAUAUCAACAUGGACAGCCUCGAGGAGAUGUGGUCAGAUGUGGUGGGAGUGACGGACGGCACUACGCGGGGCGAGGAGUCGAGCGAGACGCCCACCAACUCCCUCCACUCGGGCUCCUCACCGUCGCCGCUCAACAACAACCACACGCCGGCCGCCGGCGACAGCCACGGCGACGACACGACCACCAGCUCCAAGAGCCGGGCCAACAGAAGGUCUGUGAGCAGAUCGGUAUCGGAAGACUCAACAACGCAGAAGGCGAAGCACGGCUCCGGCUCAGCGGCCAAGGCGUUACAAAACUCCUCCCAAACGUCGUCCAGUAAAGCGACAGCAGCGUCAUCGGCGGCGUCAUCGGCACCGUCAGCGCCGUCAGCGGGCUCGUCCCGGUCUCAGUCGACGCCGCUGGCGCCGGCGGUGGGGACCGGGCCGGCCGGCGGCACGGCGCCCAACUUUGCCGCCGUGGCGGCCGCCUCCCAACAGCCCACGGCAUCCUCAGUGCACAUCCUCACCACGACGACGCCGGCGUCGUCGUCGACCACCGUGUCGACCUCGGCGCCGUCGGCCGUCUCGGUACCGUCCUCUCCGGCGCCGGCUGCGACUUCCACCGCCGCCGCGCCGCCCGCCCAGCCGCCGCCGGCGGCGCCCAGUCCCGCGGCGGCGCGGCAGCCGGCCACCCCGGCGGCGCAGACUCCCUCCACGCCGCAGCCGCCGUCACAGCCGGCCCAAACGCCACAGACGGCCCAGGUCAACGGCGAAAAGCCGUCGGACCCGGCGGCGUUGAAGUCCCUCUCGCAGCAGCUGCAAGACAGGAGCUCACCAGCCGACAUCGGCAAAUCGACGGCGCCGACAAACGAGGCCAAUAUUCCCGUGUUGCUGAGUGUGGCGCCGCUGGGCAGGGUGCCCAUGACCAAGGAGCACGACUAUCAGUAUCAGAUGCUCCAGGCGGCGUUCUACCACAUGCCUCACCCGUCAGACUCGGAACGGCUGAGGUCAUAUCUGCCGCGGAACCCGUACCCCACGCCGCCCUACUACCCCCAGGUACCGCCACCUGGAAGCGAUUCCAUCGAGUUUUUUCUCAAGUUGUCAGUUGAGACCCUGUUCUUUAUCUUCUAUUAUAUGGAAGGUACGAAGGCGCAGUAUCUGGCAGCCAAGGCGCUCAAGAAGCAGUCGUGGAGGUUUCACACUAAGUACAUGAUGUGGUUCCAGAGGCACGAGGAGCCCAAGGUUAUCACCGACGAGUUUGAACAGGGCACAUACGUGUACUUCGACUUCGAAAAGUGGAGCCAGCGCAAGAAAGAGGGCUUCAAGUUCGAAUACAAAUUCCUUGAGGACAGGGACCUGAACUGAGCGAGACAGAGCGUAAACUGUGAGAGAGCCAGAGUAAACUGAGAUACAGAUGGUGCGCGCGCAUAUACAAAGAGCGCCGGGCGAGCCGCCGGCGCUCGCGCGCCUGUGCGACUCUCAGGGCGCCCGCCGCGCCGCCGCCGCCGCCUCCUCCGUCCGCGCGCCGCCGGCCGCCGGCCGCCGCGCGCCGCGCGCCGCUUUUGUUUGUGUUGUUACUAUUACCCACCCGGGCGCGGCGCGCGCGCGCGCGCGCGCGCGUGCGUGCGCUCCGGAGCUUUACAGUGAAGUGUGUCCCGCGCUGGGGACUGCAGCUGUGAUAUAUUUUGGCGGGCGCGCGGUGAGCCGGCGUCCGGCGCCGACCGGGGGGGAGCGGCGGUCCGUAGCGGACCGGCGGCGGAACGCUCAUCAGCACAGCCGCAUUUAUAAAUAAAACUUGUCCAUGUG
Messenger RNA from Amphibalanus amphitrite, 2584 nucleotides. RefSeq names its product CCR4-NOT transcription complex subunit 3-like. Gene Ontology annotation, biological process: nuclear-transcribed mRNA poly(A) tail shortening; regulation of DNA-templated transcription. The record is from RefSeq and is a predicted model, not a curated record. The transcript has 15 exons. Lineage: Eukaryota; Metazoa; Arthropoda; Thecostraca; Balanomorpha; Balanidae. Gene Ontology annotation, cellular component: nucleus; CCR4-NOT core complex; P-body. Bases 128 to 2143 code for a protein of 671 amino acids.